AUGAACUCCAGCAAAAUCUACCGACAGACGCGAUCUAAUCUCAAAGUAGAGCUCGAUAAAAGAAUUCACUUGCUCAAAGAGAGGGUUCGCAAUCAAGGUCCCCGCACUAGAGCCAUCAGCACUCUCCGGAGUUUCUACGUCAUUCGCAUUGCCAAUACAUAUGUCGACGAAGCUACAAAUAGAUUUGCAUCAAAAGGAUUAACUCGCAAAGAUAUCGAAAACAUCCAUAGAGAUAUUUCGAACAUCCAAAAUAUAUCUCGUCAAUUUGUGAAUGAUGUGUAUGAAAUUGUCUGCACCCCUGAAGCAAAGGUUGGUAAAAGUAUCUCAUACUUUCCGACUGGGGAGCCUAGUACACCUGAUUCUUCGAAUAACACAGUCCAAGAUGCUUCUCAAGCAAGUAUUGCUCGGCGAAUUAUUCGUCUUGAUAAUCGUUUGGUAGAGGUUCGAAGCGAUUCGUUUGAGAGAUGGAGCAUUCGAACCAAACAUUACCAGAUCCAGAUAACCAUUUACAUAUCUUCACCUCGUCGAAUAUUGGAGCUCAUCACACACUUAGAAUCAUCUUCUCCCCGAGUUUCCGUGAAUAACUUCGAAAUGAAGACAAAUCCGAUCAUCAGCGCCUCUAAAGCAUCGGCUGAGGCGUCCGAAGUUACUAAGAACGAGAUAAAAAGGAUGGAGAGGAGGGCAGUGAUGCUUGAGGAAGAGAACAAACGUCUGGAGCUGGAAAUUUCACUCCGCCAAAAAGAGGUUGCAGCUAUGCGAAAAGAAAAGGCCAAUGGAUGGAUAGAAAAAAAAUCCUAA
Molecule: messenger RNA, 798 nt
Organism: Botrytis byssoidea
Lineage: Eukaryota; Fungi; Ascomycota; Leotiomycetes; Helotiales; Sclerotiniaceae
Exons: 4
Coding region: 1-798 (265 amino acids)
Source: RefSeq, a predicted model, not a curated record